AACAACAAGGGCAGCAACAACAACAACAACAACAACAAGGGCAGCAACAACAACAACAACAAGGGCGGCAACAACAACAACAAGGGCGGCAGCAACAACAACAAGGGCGGCAGCAACAACAACAAGGGCGGCAGCAACAACAACAAGGGCGGCAGCAACAACAACAAGGGCGGCAGCAACAACAACAAGGGCGGCAGCAACAACAACAAGGGCGGCAGCAACAACAACAAGGGCGGCAGCAACAACAACAAGGGCGGCAGCAACAACAACAAGGGCGGCAGCAACAACAACAAGGGCGGCAGCAACAACAACAAGGGCGGCAGCAACAACAACAAGGGCGGCAGCAACAACAACAAGGGCGGCAGCAACAACAACAAGGGCGGCAGCAACAACAACAAGGGCGGCAGCAACAACAACAAGGGCGGCAGCAACAACAACAAGGGCAGCAACAACAACAAGGGCAGCAACAACAACAAGGGCAACAACAACAAGGGCAACAACAACAAGGGCAACAACAACAAGGGCAACAACAACAACAACAAGGGCAACAACAACAACAACAACAACAAGGGCAACAACAACAACAACAACAAGGGCAACAACAACAAGGGCAGGAUGCAGCACAACUGCGUGGAGCAGCAGGCGAACAGACGGGUGCUGUGCCCAGCCGCCACGCCGCGCAACGGGCCAGAGGGCUCCAGAGGGUGGGCGGACGAGGUCGCCACAGUCCGCGCCGGCGAUCAAUCGCCGCGUGGACACCCACGAAGCGACGACAUCACAGCCCGCCUCGCCGCCUGCUGGACAACUCCAUCAGCGAGCUGGAAGCCCCGGCGGACAUGUUCGCUGAAAAUUUUACGCCGAUUGACGAACCGGCACAACCGCCGGCAGGACAGUGGUGGCUGA
Molecule: messenger RNA, 903 nt
Organism: Schistocerca nitens (vagrant locust)
Lineage: Eukaryota; Metazoa; Arthropoda; Insecta; Orthoptera; Acrididae
Exons: 2
Source: RefSeq, a predicted model, not a curated record